This is a messenger RNA of Siniperca chuatsi (mandarin fish), 1578 nucleotides long. RefSeq names its product SEH1-like (S. cerevisiae) (gene seh1l). Gene Ontology annotation, molecular function: protein binding; structural molecule activity. The transcript has 9 exons. The coding region runs from base 150 to 1301 and encodes 383 amino acids. Gene Ontology annotation, biological process: positive regulation of TORC1 signaling; cellular response to amino acid starvation. The record is from RefSeq and is a predicted model, not a curated record. Gene Ontology annotation, cellular component: Seh1-associated complex; nuclear pore outer ring. NCBI's taxonomy places the organism in Eukaryota, Metazoa, Chordata, Actinopteri, Centrarchiformes, Sinipercidae.
GGUCAACACCGGUGCACACACUCUCUGCACACACACGCUACGAGCACCCGCUACGAGCACCCGCCAAACAUACACACACAAGUAGACACAUGACAGGCCUGCUAGGUUACCAGUAUAGCUAGUGUUGCUGGCAUAUCGUAGUUGUAAUCAUGUUUGUAGCGCGUAGUAUCGCAGCAGAUCAUAAAGAUCUAAUCCACGAUGUGUCGUAUGAUUUUCACGGCCGGAGAAUGGCAACUUGCUCCAGUGAUCAAAGUGUCAAGGUUUGGGACAAAAGUGAGAAUGGAGAGUGGCACUGCACAGCCAGCUGGAAGACACACAGUGGAUCAGUGUGGAGAGUGACCUGGGCUCAUCCAGAAUUCGGGCAGGUUCUGGCCUCCUGCUCCUUCGACAGGACCGCCGCUGUCUGGGAAGAGAUUGUCGGGGAGUCCAAUGACAAGCAGAGAGGACUGAGCCACUGGAUAAAGAGAACCACACUAGUGGACAGUAGAACCUCAGUGACUGAUGUGAAGUUUGCCCCUAAACACAUGGGCCUGAUGUUGACCACCUGCUCUGCGGAUGGAGUGGUGAGGAUCUACGAGGCUCCUGAUGUGAUGAACCUGAGUCAGUGGUCCCUGCAGCACGAGAUCUCCUGCAAGCUCAGCUGCAGCUGCAUCUCUUGGAACCCCUCAAGCUCUCGUGCCCACCCGCCAAUGUUUGCAGUGGGGAGUGACGACAGUAACGUAACGUACGGUGGGAAAGUUCAGAUCUAUGAAUAUAAUGAAAACACAAGGAAAUAUGCUAAAGCAGAGACGCUGAUGACCGUCACUGAUGCAGUCCAUGACAUUGCAUUUGCGCCAAACCUGGGAAGAUCUUUCCACGUGCUCGCCAUUGCAACAAAAGAUGUCAGAAUCUUCAAGCUCGUUCCUAUGAGGAAGGAGAGCACCUCUACAGGACCCACCAAGUUUGAGGUGCAGAUUGUGGCUCAGUUUGACAACCAUAACUCCCAGGUGUGGCGUGUGAGCUGGAACAUCACCAGCACCCUGCUGGCCUCUUCCGGGGAUGACGGCUGUGUUCGCCUCUGGAAAGCUAACUACAUGGACAACUGGAAGUGCACAGGCAUCCUGAAGGGAGACGGCAGCCCACUCACUGGCUCGUCUGGUCAGCCCACAGCCAUGAGCACCGUGGUGGGCUCCUCUGUUCAGACCUCCCAGAAUGCCCUGAACGGGAUGUCCGCAGGAAGGAUUGGCAAGAGAGCUUCCUUUGCCCCUCCCCUGCGGCAGCUGACCUCUCCAAAGAUAUACCAGCAUCCUGCAUAUUACUAAUGUCUCCUCUGCAUCAGCUACCAUUUGCCCUCGUGUUUGAAAUGUGUGUGAGUCAUGUCCUCGCUGAAUACUUGGGUAUUACUGGUUAAGGACUGCAUGGUUCUGUUCUUCACAGCUUCCACUUUGUUUUGAGUCCAACAUGUUUGCACGUUUUAAUGACAUUGCACAUACACCUUCUACUCUGUCUGCCAUUCUCCUCCCCUUUUUUUUGUUUCUAGAGCACACAUGCAUCCUUUCUCCUUUUAAUCUCUCAUUUCUACUUCCUUUUAUGUGUUUC